AGAGCGGCGAAGGCGGGCAGAGGGGCGCGGGCGAGGCGGAGCAGCCAUCCCCGGGCCCGGCGCCGCGCCGCCACCAUGCUAAACAACCUGACGGACUGCGAGGACGGCGAUGGGGGAGCCAACCCCGGUGAUGGCAACCCCAAGGAGAGCAGCCCCUUCAUCAACAGCACUGACACAGAGAAGGGAAGGGAGUAUGAUGGCAAGAACAUGGCCCUGUUUGAGGAGGAGAUGGACACCAGCCCCAUGGUGUCCUCCCUGCUCAGUGGCCUGGCCAACUACACCAACCUGCCCCAGGGAAGUAGGGAGCAUGAAGAGGCAGAAAACAAUGAGGGUGGAAAAAAGAAGCCAGUGCAGGCCCCACGCAUGGGCACCUUCAUGGGCGUGUACCUCCCGUGCCUGCAGAACAUCUUUGGUGUCAUCCUCUUCCUGCGACUCACUUGGGUGGUGGGCAUCGCAGGCAUCAUGGAAGCCUUCUGCAUGGUCUUCAUCUGCUGCUCCUGUACCAUGCUCACGGCCAUCUCCAUGAGUGCAAUUGCAACUAAUGGUGUUGUACCUGCUGGCGGCUCCUACUACAUGAUUUCCAGGUCUCUGGGCCCAGAGUUUGGGGGCGCCGUGGGCCUCUGCUUCUACCUGGGCACUACCUUUGCUGGGGCCAUGUACAUCCUGGGCACCAUCGAAAUCCUACUGGCUUACCUCUUCCCAGCUAUGGCCAUUUUUAAGGCAGAAGAUGCCAGCGGGGAGGCAGCAGCCAUGUUGAACAAUAUGCGUGUAUAUGGCACCUGUGUGCUCACUUGCAUGGCCACUGUGGUAUUUGUGGGCGUCAAGUAUGUCAACAAGUUUGCCCUUGUCUUCCUGGGUUGUGUCAUCCUCUCCAUCCUGGCCAUCUAUGCUGGGGUCAUCAAAUCUGCCUUCGACCCACCCAACUUCCCGAUCUGCCUCCUGGGGAACCGCACACUGUCUCGCCAUGGCUUUGAUGUCUGUGCCAAGCUGGCUUGGGAAGGAAAUGAGACGGUGACCACACGGCUCUGGGGCCUUUUCUGUUCCUCCCGUUUCCUCAACGCCACCUGUGAUGAGUACUUCACCCGAAAUAAUGUCACGGAGAUCCAGGGCAUCCCUGGCGCUGCCAGUGGCCUCAUCAAAGAGAAUCUUUGGAGCUCCUACCUAACCAAAGGGGUGAUUGUGGAGAGGCGUGGGAUGCCCUCGGUGGGCCUGGCGGAGGGCACCCCUAUCGACAUGGACCAUCCUUAUGUCUUCAGCGAUAUGACCUCCUACUUCACCCUGCUGGUUGGCAUCUACUUCCCCUCAGUCACAGGGAUCAUGGCUGGUUCUAACCGCUCUGGGGACCUACGGGAUGCCCAGAAGUCAAUUCCCACUGGCACCAUCCUGGCCAUUGCCACCACCUCUGCUGUCUAUAUCAGCUCCGUUGUUCUGUUUGGGGCCUGCAUUGAGGGGGUCGUCCUGCGGGACAAGUUUGGAGAAGCUGUGAAUGGCAACCUGGUGGUGGGCACACUGGCCUGGCCAUCCCCCUGGGUCAUUGUCAUUGGAUCCUUCUUCUCCACCUGUGGGGCCGGGCUGCAGAGCCUCACGGGGGCCCCACGCCUGCUGCAGGCCAUCUCCCGGGAUGGCAUCGUGCCCUUCCUGCAGGUCUUUGGCCACGGCAAAGCAAAUGGAGAACCAACAUGGGCCUUGCUCCUGACUGCCUGCAUCUGUGAGAUUGGCAUCCUCAUCGCAUCCCUUGACGAGGUCGCCCCCAUCCUCUCUAUGUUCUUCCUGAUGUGCUACAUGUUUGUGAACCUGGCUUGCGCAGUCCAGACACUGCUGAGGACACCCAACUGGAGGCCACGCUUUCGAUAUUACCACUGGACACUCUCCUUCCUGGGCAUGAGCCUCUGCCUGGCCCUCAUGUUUAUCUGCUCCUGGUAUUAUGCCCUGGUGGCCAUGCUCAUCGCUGGGCUCAUCUACAAGUACAUCGAGUACCGAGGGGCAGAGAAGGAGUGGGGCGAUGGGAUCCGAGGCCUGUCCCUCAGUGCUGCACGCUAUGCCCUCUUACGCCUGGAGGAAGCCCCACAUACAAAGAACUGGAGGCCACAGCUACUGGUGCUGGUGCGUGUGGACCAAGACCAGAAUGUGGUACACCCACAGCUGCUCUCACUGACCUCCCAGCUCAAGGCAGGGAAGGGCCUGACCAUUGUGGGUUCCGUCCUUGAGGGCACCUUUCUCGACAACCAUCCCCAGGCUCAGCGGGCAGAGGAGUCCAUCCGGCGCCUGAUGGAGGCAGAGAAGGUGAAAGGCUUCUGCCAGGUGGUGAUUUCCUCCAACCUGCGUGAUGGUGUGUCACAUCUGAUUCAGUCUGGGGGCCUCGGGGGGCUGCAGCACAACACCGUGCUCGUCGGCUGGCCCCGCAACUGGCGGCAGAAGGAAGAUCAUCAGACGUGGAGGAACUUCAUUGAGCUGGUCCGGGAAACCACAGCUGGUCACCUGGCCCUGCUGGUCACCAAAAAUGUUUCCAUGUUCCCCGGGAAUCCCGAGCGCUUCUCCGAGGGCAGCAUCGACGUCUGGUGGAUCGUGCACGAUGGAGGCAUGCUCAUGCUGUUACCCUUCCUGCUGCGGCACCACAAGGUCUGGCGGAAAUGCAAGAUGCGUAUCUUCACGGUGGCCCAGAUGGACGACAAUAGCAUCCAGAUGAAGAAGGACCUGACCACCUUUCUGUACCACUUACGUAUCACCGCAGAGGUCGAGGUGGUGGAGAUGCAUGAGAGCGACAUCUCGGCUUACACCUACGAGAAGACACUGGUGAUGGAGCAGCGUUCCCAGAUCCUCAAACAGAUGCAUUUAACCAAGAAUGAGCGAGAGCGGGAGAUCCAGAGUAUCACAGAUGAGUCUCGUGGCUCAAUCCGGAGAAAGAAUCCAGCCAACACUCGGCUCCGCCUCAACGUCCCAGAAGAGACAGCUGGUGACAGCGAGGAGAAGCCAGAGGAGGAGGUGCAGCUGAUCCACGACCAGAGCGCUCCCAGCUGCCCCAGCAGCUCUCCGUCCCCGGGGGAGGAGCCUGAGGGGGAGGGCGAGGGAGAUCCCGAGAAGGUGCAUCUCACCUGGACCAAGGACAAGUCGGUGGCAGAGAAGAAUAAGGGCCCCAGUCCGGUCUCCUCCGAGGGCAUCAAGGACUUCUUCAGCAUGAAGCCGGAGUGGGAGAAUUUGAACCAGUCCAACGUGCGGCGCAUGCACACGGCCGUGCGGCUGAACGAGGUCAUCGUGAAGAAAUCCCGGGAUGCCAAACUGGUUUUGCUCAACAUGCCGGGACCUCCGCGCAACCGCAACGGUGACGAAAACUACAUGGAGUUCCUCGAGGUGCUCACCGAGCACCUGGACCGGGUGAUGCUGGUCCGCGGCGGCGGCCGCGAGGUCAUCACCAUCUACUCCUGAGAGCCGGGACCUGCCACCCGGGCCCGAGCGCGCCCGGCCGGCGGCCCCGGAGCCCUCGCCGCGCCCCCUGCCGCUGUCACCGUUUACACACAGACCCUGUGCCCGCGCCCCGGCCCCUUUCCCCGCUGCCUGAAGCCCGGAGGCCGCGCCGCUCGGGGCUGACUCGGAGCGGACCGCCCCGCGCGGAGGCCGGAGCCCGAGCGCCCCUUUGGCGCGCUGCUCCGCGGGCCCAGCCUCGCCCCGCCGGAGGAGACGCUGCAAUAAGGCCGGGGAGGCGCGGGCCCGACCCUCCGCCGCCCGCCCGGUCCUCCUCGGCGGCCCCGCGGGCGCGCGGCGGGGGGGCUGCCUCGGCCCGAGCGGCCGCCGCCCACCUCCCCGGCGGGGCCGCGCCUAUACAUAGUGUACAGGAGGCGUCGCGUGUAUUUUUAACGUCCCCAUAUUUCUGUGACUAGAAGCGCAACGGACUUCUCUGCUCGCCGCGGUCGAGCUCUCCGGCUGGGGGCGCCCGGGGAGGCAGGGCCCCGGGACGCUGGGUUUUCCCGGGCGUCCGCGAGUUUGGGAGCAGAAGUGCUUUCGGCCCAGGCGGGAGUCGUGGUCCUGGCCCCUUGGCACCCCCGCCCCGCUCUCGCCGCCUCGCCCUUCCCGCGCGCCCCCGGCUUCCGACCUGCCCGCGAUUUCUUUUCCGAGAGGGGGUGAGACCCGCCUCCCAGCGCCCCGGGGGCGCGCGGCCGCCGGGACGGGCGGGGCUCCCCGGGGGUGGGCGCCGGCCGAGGAGGCCCCGCCCCCGUGCCUUCGCCGGGAGCAGGCGUCUCUCCGCGUCAGCUCGUCGCCUGCUCCCCCGACCCCGUGGCUCCUCGCCAAAGACUGAAUCCGGGGAGCUGGAGGGCGUCCCCUCCCCGGAGUUGCGUCCCUGGGACAGGCGCGGGAGGAGGGGUCGGCGAUUUGGGUUUGGGGGCCAGACCCACCGGGGAGGCCCCGGCGCCGCCCCUGAUGUUCCCUCUUCUGUCCCCAUCCGGCAGCUGGCAGCUCGGGGCGCGGGGACCCCGUCGCCUUCUCCGCGCCCCGGGGCCGGGCCUCGCCGCCCAGCAGCGGCCUGCAGCUGCGUCUCCCAGGCACCUGGGCCCGAGGGAGGGCUGGAGUCGCCAUGUGCUUUGUUCUUAGCGCCUCUCUGCCCUCCUCCAGCUAGGACCCAAGGCCUUUGGCUUCUCCAACUCCAGUCCUUGGCGCUUUUGCUCCAAGCAGCCCCAUCAGAGGCGCCCUCUAUCCCUAGGGAAGGCGCAUUGGGCGGGUUCCCUUCCCCCAGGGCACGAUACUAAGGGGGCAGGCCCUGCAUGCUCGUUCCAGCGCCCUCUGGGACUGGGUUCAGUACCUCCAGCCCCAGGGCCCUGACAUUUGCACCUAGGACAUCCUGCCCGCCUCCCAGAACUGGGGCUACUGGGUACUCCUGACCUCACCACCUCCUUCCCUUUGAGCCCAAGAGCUGGAGCUGUUGCCAUCUAUAGACUGGGUCAGGUGUGGCUGGAGGUAGGUAGGUCUGGAUAUCUCCCCGUUAGGCCAAGGCCCUCUGAGAUUUGAUGAGGGGGGCAGAUAGACUUUAGAAAGUUGUACUAGGACACCAGGCCGCCCCCCUCCCCUCCCGGCAUCUUCCUGAAGACUGCCUUCCCAGAACCACAGCUGGGUCCAGCCCUCCCAGCGAAGCAGUGGGCUGAGCAGAAGGGGAAUGGGCUGUUUAUCAACACCAGUUAGGGAACCAAAGUUACGCUGUCUGGGCCCGGAAUGUCUGGUUGGCAAGAGCAAAGUUUCCGUUGAUGAAGACAAACAUCCCACAACAAAACCCAAGUUUUCUGUGCUACAUGUGCAAUAUUUGUUAUGAAUGUUAUCACAAGUCACUCAUCAAAUUAUCUUUAUAACCAUUGUAGCUAGAUGUUUCAUGUCCAUUCAAGUGACUUUUAUUCUGAGUGCAAUAUUUCAAUAGCCUUGUAGUGAUAACUAGUGUUGCUUUUGUUUUAGACGAUCUAUGUGCAGGGCAAUGCAAUGAAGUUGAAAACCCUUGUAUAUAGGAGAGGUUGCAAACCAAAUCAAGAUUAUUUAUUACUAUUAUUAGGCCUGCCUUUAAUUUUCAGUGUGUUUCAGUAUUCCGCAUUCUGCCUCAGUACUGAUCUUGUGUUCUUCGUGCCAAUACGGAAAGGAGCGCGUUGGUUCUUUCCUUCAUUGUUGAAUGCUCCCAUUUAAUGCUUUACAGCUUUUACUGUAUUUUUUAGACUCCCGUCUGCACAAAAUGCAAUAAAAAUAAUUUUAUUAUA
Messenger RNA from Nyctereutes procyonoides (raccoon dog), 5726 nucleotides. RefSeq names its product solute carrier family 12 member 5 (gene SLC12A5). Gene Ontology annotation, cellular component: membrane. Gene Ontology annotation, biological process: potassium ion import across plasma membrane; chloride ion homeostasis; cell volume homeostasis. The record is from RefSeq and is a predicted model, not a curated record. Gene Ontology annotation, molecular function: potassium:chloride symporter activity. Lineage: Eukaryota; Metazoa; Chordata; Mammalia; Carnivora; Canidae.